Molecule: messenger RNA, 1383 nt
Organism: Impatiens glandulifera
Lineage: Eukaryota; Viridiplantae; Streptophyta; Magnoliopsida; Ericales; Balsaminaceae
Product: selenium-binding protein 1-like
Exons: 6
Coding region: 16-1383 (455 amino acids)
Molecular function (GO): selenium binding
Source: RefSeq, a predicted model, not a curated record
UCUCCUUUAGACGCCAUGUCUGGACCAAAAGAAUCUAUCCUAUAUGUUACCUGUCUCUACACAGGAACUGGAAGGGAAAAGCCAGAUUACUUGGCAACCAUAGAUGUGGAUCCAAAAUCAGAAACUUAUUCAAAAGUCAUUCACAGGCUUCCUAUGCCUCACAUAGGCGACGAAUUACAUCAUUCUAGCUGGAAUGCUUGCAGUUCUUGUCACCAAGAUGCUGAAGUAUCUCGUCGUUUCCUCGUCUUGCCUGCUCUAGUAUCUGGUCGGAUUUAUGCAAUUGACACAUUGAAUGAUCCGAGAGCGCCAACUCUGCAUAAAACUGUUGAACCUGAAGAUAUAAUAUCCAAGACUGGAUUAGCUUAUCCCCACACUGCCCAUUGUCUUGCUUCCGGUGAUAUGUUGGUUUCGUGUUUGGGUGAUAAGAAUGGGAAUGCGGAAGGAAAUGGAUUUCUUCUUCUCGAUUCAGAUUUCAAUGUUAAAGGAAGAUGGGAAAAAGAAGGACACAGUCCGUUGUUUGGAUAUGAUUUCUGGUACCAACCUCGGCAUAAUACCAUGAUCAGUACUUCGUGGGGAGCGCCUCUCGCUUUUACGAAAGGGUUUGAUCUUCAGCAUGUUGCAGAUGGUCUUUAUGGACAGCAUUUGCAUGUUUAUAGCUGGCCGGGUGGUGAAUUGAAACAGACACUUGAUCUUGGAUCUACAGGACUUAUUCCUCUUGAAAUUAGAUUCUUGCACGAUCCUACAAAAGACACCGGAUACGUAGGAUGUGCCUUGUCGAGCACCAUGGUGCGGUUUUUCAAGAACCAAGAUGAAUCUUGGAGCCAUGAAGUUGUAGAAUCUGUGAAACCAUUGAAGGUGGAAAAUUGGAUUCUUCCUGAAAUGCCAGGGCUGAUCACAGAUUUCCUCAUAUCCCUUGAUGAUCGAUACAUAUAUAUUUCAAAUUGGCUUCACGGAGAUAUUAGACAAUAUAACAUCGAGGAUCCUAAGAAACUUGUUCUCACGGGCCAAGUAUGGGUUGGCGGGCUCUUUCAAAAAGGUAGUCCCGUAUUAGCGGUAGCUGAAGACGGGACCACCUAUCAAUCCGAUGUUCCGGAAAUUAUGGGAACAAGAUUGAGAGGAGGGCCACAAAUGAUGCAGUUGAGCUUGGAUGGGAAGCGACUCUACAUUACCAACUCUUUGUUCAGCUCAUGGGACAAGCAAUUCUAUCCCGAGAUUGUGGAAAAGGGUUCACACAUGUUACAAAUCGAUUGUGACACCGAGAAAGGUGGCCUAGCAAUAAACCCUAACUUUUUUGUCGACUUUGAGACUGAACCUGAUGGUCCAUCGCUAGCCCAUCAGACGAGGUAUCCAGGGGGUGAUUGCACUUCAGAUAUAUGGAUUUGA